CUAAUUUGCCUUCAACCUAUCCCUUCAUCUGUAACCACCCAACUAACAUGGGCGCCGUCGUCAAAGUUGUGCCAGACCAGGACGAGUACCUCGAAAUCCGACCGGGUCUAUUCAGAAGUACCAUCAUCCUCACCGCAGGUCCCUUAGGAUUGCCGAUUGCCACCUUCUUGAUCAAGGGCAACCCUGUUCCAGAUCAACCCGAGGCCCACGAGUGGCUCAUGGUCGAUGCGGGGGCACCCCCGCAUGCAGACAUGAUCGUUCAACACGUCAAGGCGGUUCUAAAGCACCCCAAGGAUUCCCUGAAGUACAUUUGCAUCACCCAUGCCCACCUCGACCACAUAGGCGCCAGCAUCGCUCUCUUGGACGCAUACCCUGGAUGCAUGGUCGUCAGUCAUCCUGAAGAGAAGCCCUUUUUGUGCGAUGGCAUGAGUUUUAAGUGCUGUGCUGGCGAUACCUGGAUCUUCAAUAUCAUGAAGCACUUUAUGAAAGGUUCAAAGAUACGCGUGCCCGAACACAGGACGUUGCUUCUGCGAGAAGGGGACGAGUGGGAGUACUCGGGCCUCGUCAAAGUGGUUGAGACUCAUGGACAUACUCCAGGGUCCAUCUCGUUUCUACACGUCCCCACACGGUCCAUCAUGAUCGGCGACGCCUCCAAGAACCACAUGUUCCUCUACAAGGAGCCUCACCUAUCCUAUCCAUUACCCAUUGGCACAUGUCAUAUGGGCAACGCCAUCAAGUCCAUGGACAAGAUCAUUUCACUCAAUGACCAUGUCGACACUAUCUUUCCUGCUCAUGACUACAGUCCUGAGGGCAUCAGUGUGGCCCAGUUGCAAGGGUUACGCGCCUCGGAUCCCCGCUAAGGGCGAUAGUACAUAUAAACAAAAUUACGUCGUGACUCACUAUCCCAGGUGCCUAUUGUAGAUUAGUAGACUAGACGCACGUA
This is a messenger RNA of Gamsiella multidivaricata, 943 nucleotides long. RefSeq names its product beta-lactamase-like protein. The transcript has 3 exons. NCBI's taxonomy places the organism in Eukaryota, Fungi, Mortierellomycota, Mortierellomycetes, Mortierellales, Mortierellaceae. Bases 48 to 860 code for a protein of 270 amino acids. The record is from RefSeq and is a predicted model, not a curated record.